Molecule: messenger RNA, 570 nt
Organism: Colletotrichum siamense
Lineage: Eukaryota; Fungi; Ascomycota; Sordariomycetes; Glomerellales; Glomerellaceae
Exons: 2
Coding region: 1-570 (189 amino acids)
Source: RefSeq, a predicted model, not a curated record
AUGCCUUCGGCCCCGCAGCUCGGCGCCCUCGGGCACACCUUCACCGCCAUGCGCGCGAUGCAGUUCGCCAGCCUGAUUGCCAUCAUCGGCAUGACGAGCAACUUCAUCUCCGAGAUCAACGCCGCCGACGCCUCGAGCCCGAGCGUCUUGAUCGGGACUCUGGUAGUUUCCUGCAUCGCAACCCUCUACAUCGUCAUCUCCUACAUCCUCUACUACGACUCCCUCCUCCCGCUCCUCCUCGCAACGGCGCUCGACUCCAUGCUGCUCGUCGCCGUCAUCGUCGUCGCCUGCACCCUCGGCAAGCCCCUCUCCUACCUCAACUGCGCCGCCCUCCCCUCCUCCGGCAGCACCGCCACCUUCAUGACCUCCGUCAUCGCCAACUCGGGCGCCUCCUCCACCCUCAACUACUUCAUCUGGGUCGGCGCCGACCAACGCACCUGCUACGCCGUCAAGGCCGUCUGGGGCCUCUCCAUCGCGCUGUGCGUGCUCUUCGCCUUCUCCGCCAUCACCGCCGUCUGCCUCUGGCGCCGCCUCAAGGUCGUCUCCGCCCCGAAGGACAUUGAGAACUGA